Messenger RNA from Sardina pilchardus (European sardine), 6467 nucleotides. Its product is annotated as corticotropin-releasing factor receptor 1-like. The coding region runs from base 970 to 2304 and encodes 444 amino acids. Gene Ontology annotation, biological process: cell surface receptor signaling pathway; adenylate cyclase-activating G protein-coupled receptor signaling pathway. NCBI's taxonomy places the organism in Eukaryota, Metazoa, Chordata, Actinopteri, Clupeiformes, Clupeidae. The transcript is spliced from 14 exons. The record is from RefSeq and is a predicted model, not a curated record. Gene Ontology annotation, molecular function: G protein-coupled peptide receptor activity; corticotropin-releasing hormone binding; corticotrophin-releasing factor receptor activity. Gene Ontology annotation, cellular component: plasma membrane; neuron projection.
GAGCCAAGACAUCCAUUCGGUGUGACACGGACUGCGAAGUUGUAAUCGAAAUAACUUACUGGACUACUCCAUCUACGACUUUCUUCUCGCUGUUUUUUAGUCGAGGUUCGUGUAAGUGUGGCUGUACAUAUCUAAUGGCACUAAAUGCGCUCGAGCAUACUUCUCCACUCGGGAGAGGAGAGGUGGCUCGCACCAUGCGCACGGCUCCCAUGACGCAACCGGCCACUGGCAGAUUUCCGUGAUGCUCCCUCAGGAGUGGCUAACCGCACACCGCUGAGAUCCUCUUCUGGCAGGUAAUAAACUGCAGACGACAGUUGGACAUCUCUGCGGGCACGAUAAAUACCCAGAAGCGCCAUCAACUCCUGGCUGUGGAUAGCGGCGUGGCAUUUCUCUUGCCUGGGUGUAUGUUGGUGAUUAUUCAGAGUUCUUAAAGCAGACUCUUAAAAGGAGGCCGUAUUCAACAGACGCGAACAGAGGAAUCAGCACGCACAGGUUGAGUUAAUUGCUGAAAACAAAGUGUACCUGGCAUUUCAGAGACAUGUUGUAGACUGUUUGAAGCCUUGACCCAUGGCUGUGCGUAGGAUAAAACAGACCUUCUGCCAGGCAGAACAGUAGCUGGUUUGUGGAUUGAGCUGUGCAGCUGUGAAGAUGUGAAGACUGUGAAUACGUUAUGUUUUGAAGGAGGACGCUUUAAAAGAAGACUUUUCACCCCUCUCUGUAGAGCUACAAGCCGGUCACAAGGUGAAGGCUUUAGUGGAUAUAACUCGGAAUUUAGUGUCAUUUUAAUUAACUCGGCUCAAUGCGCGUCCUGUGACACACCAGGGUCUAAGAAGCGGCGCUGUCCUGUCCUGUCCGAGUUGGACCGUAGAAUGCGUCGGGUCAGAGACGCAUUGAUUGAAAGCUCAAAGUGGCGUUCCCUUCGGAUGGACAGCUGGCGCUUCUUUCGACAGCCGUAGUGUGGCGAAUAUUAUGUCACUCAAUUAUGAUUGUGUAAGAGCAAGAGCGGGAGACUUCGAGAAAAUGCGGUACACUCUCUCCUUGCAGGUGUCCACUCUGCUGUUUGUGUGUGUGGGGGGUGCUGAUGGAGAAGACCCCUGUGAUACUCUGAUGAUGCUGUCGGGAAACUUCACCAUGUACUCUAUGGCCUUCGGGAACCAGACUGACCAGAACGUCUCAGGGGUGUUCUGCAGAACCUCCAUUGACGGGAUCGGCACCUGCUGGCCCAGGAGUCGUGCGGGUCAGAUGGUGACCCGGCCGUGUCCGGAGUUCUUCCUCGGCGUCCGCUACAACACCACCAAUAGUGUAUACAGGACGUGCCUGGCCAAUGGGACGUGGGCCCUGAAGGGAAACUAUUCGCAAUGCCGGGCCAUACUCAACACACAGAGGAAGAGUAAGCUGCACUACCGUAUAGCGGUGAUCAUAAACUACCUGGGCCACUGUCUCUCCCUGAUAGCUCUCCUCCUGGCCUUCGCUCUCUUCCUGUGCUUAAGGAGUAUCCGUUGUUUAAGGAACAUCAUCCAUUGGAACCUAAUCUCAGCGUUCAUCCUCAGGAAUGCCACCUGGUUCAUCGUGCAGCUCACCAUGAACCCCGAGGUCCAUGAGAGCAAUGUGCUGUGGUGUCGCGUGGUCACAGCUGUGUACAACUACUUCCACGUGACCAACUUCUUCUGGAUGUUUGGGGAAGGCUGCUACCUGCACACGGCCAUUGUGCUCACCUACUCCACCGACAAGCUCAGGAAGUGGAUGUUCAUCUGCAUCGGCUGGGCUAUUCCUCUUCCAAUCAUCGUUGCCUGGGCUAUUGGCAAAUUGUAUUACGACAAUGAGAAGUGCUGGUUCGGGAAGAGAGCCGGAGUGUACACGGACUACAUCUACCAGGGGCCCAUGAUUCUGGUGCUCGUGAUCAACUUUGUCUUCCUCUUCAACAUAGUCAGGAUUCUAAUGACCAAACUCAGAGCCUCGACCACGUCUGAGACCAUCCAGUACAGGAAGGCAGUGAAGGCGACCCUGGUGCUCCUGCCUCUGCUGGGGAUCACCUACAUGCUGUUCUUUGUGAACCCAGGAGAGGAUGAAAUCUCCCAGAUCGUCUUCAUCUACUUCAACUCUUUUCUCGAGUCCUUCCAGGGAUUCUUUGUGUCUGUGUUUUACUGUUUCCUAAACAGUGAGGUGCGCUCCGCGGCCAGGAAGCGGUGGCACCGAUGGCAGGACAAACACUCCUUCCGCACGCGGGGUGCCAGGGCGAUGUCCAUCCCGACCUCGCCCAGCCGGCUGAGUUUCCACAGCAUCAAGCAGUCCACGUCCGUAUGAGACUCACACACUCGCUCCACCUGGGGAGGAAGGAAGAGAAGAAAGGGGGGAACGGACGAGAGAGCGGAAGAGAGGAGAGGAGAAGAGAAGAAGGGACAGUGGAAAUAGAGGAGACGAGAGGAGAAAGGGAGUGACAGCUGACAGUUGAAGGGAGCGGAGAGGUGGAGAGGUGGAGGGGACUCACAGCAGAGGGAGGUGUGAACGGCCCAAACUGGGCCAGGAACUGCAGGAACUGCAGGAACUACAGGAGUCAGCACAUCUGGCAUACAGGCCUGUAGAACCUGUGUCCCUUCAGUAUGGGUUUCCACGGCAACUGACUGAGAUGGCAUGGUGGCUCUGGAUAUGGAUGACAUGGGCCCAGAAGCACAUUAAGAGCCAAGGGGUCAGAGUUCACCUCUAAAUACCCCCCUCCCAACUGCCACCUCGAUGUCUCUUGCCUAUUUAUUGGAGUAUGACUAUCACAAUGGGCUAACAAGGAGCCUGUUAGCUUCUGUAACAAAGACAUCCCCCCUCCAGUCCCAUGCUGCUGCAUGCCUGUCCAGAGUCCAGAGCAGCCCAGAGCAGCCGGCCAGUCACCUCCACAACCACCCUCCUCCCCUUCCCUUGGGACCAGCCCUGAGGCCCUAUCGAGCCGAGCAGACCAUCUCGGACCCUGACUGAGUUGACUGCAAGGGACCAGUUCUGUGAACCAGUGCUCUGGACACGACCUUCAACCUUCAACAUGCACUUGCCCCUUCCUGCCCUUGACCUUUGGACUUGUGACCUGUCCCCUUUCAGUAAGUGGACACUGGACAUCUACAGGCCGAAGGAACAGAGUAGGGAGAGGGGGGCGAGAUAAAUCACACCGACAGUCAGAAAAGGGAAGCUAGAUCUUGAACAGUUGAUUCUAUGUAGAUCCGGCAGGUGAAGACGGCACACUUUGAUCUUUGCUACCCCAAUGUAUCAAAAUAUGUGUGAGGGAGCAGACCUUGGGACGGCGGAGAAGCACUUGUCAGUGGGAGACGGCAGUGGACGCUGAUGCAGCACUAAGGUGCGGUUAAGAGCUCCUGCCUCUGCGUUCUUCACAAAGAGUGAUGUGGCUUUGCAAGAGUUCCUGCUGUCCAGUGAUGUGGGUUUGCAUUUUCCUUUCGGUUUCAGCUUUUGGGGCGAUGAGAGACCCAUUUGAAUGGCCCUUCUGGAUGUUGCUGUGCUGGUGAAAUGAGCUGGAGAUAAUUCAACGCCCCUCUCCUUCCGCCCUGAUUAAAAAUGGACGCCUUUGCUCCAGGCUUAUAUUCUCCACAACAAUAACAUGGCCGACCUGCAAGAAAACUGCAAAAAUACCCUGCAGAGUCGAAAACAGUACCACUGAAACAGAACACCAAAAGGGAAGACUUACCUUGGUUGCUUUAAAGCUCGGGCAGAAUAAACAAAAUAUGCACAAUAAAAACCAAAUCAACACAGACAAAAGGGACCCUAUUUUCCUACAAAAACACAACAUGUAAAGCUUUUAGGCCUAUAGACCAUUACCUGUUAUCCACCCGAGUGUCUGGUGUUUUUUCUCUCUUUCAAAUUCUAUGUGUAAUCAAUUGCAAAUUGCAACAAUUUGUGGGCGGGGCAUGAAUGAGGAGAGCCUGAUUUCAUUACAGCUGUAAUGUGCCCGAUGAGGAGCAUUCACUACGGGAUAAACCAGUUAACCGAGGACAUGGACCGUGUUUAUAUUUACGGCUUCUGUCCCUUGACACCUCUGUGUUGUGUUAACAAACCAAAUCAGUCCGUGCCAUUAAGCUAGCUAGCGCUGUUCUGGAGGGCUUUCCAACGCACUGAACAAUUAAAGUGUCUGAUUUCAAUUGCCUGAUUAUUACCACCUGGAGGAAAUAAUAUUGAUAACCGAUAAGACGGCUUAUUUAACAAGAUUACCAAAAUGAUAUGACCUACUUGUACAGAUUAUGUAUGCAUAAAGGCCUACUUACAUAUAUUGUGAAACAUGCAUGAAAAUAUUGAGUUUGAAAUGGAAGUGGAGGGUUGGAAGAUACAGAACAAUGUUACACAACUUGUCACGUGGCCAAUGUAAAUGAACACGGAUUUUCAGUUUCGGGGGACAAGAUGUUCAGGAACAAGCGUAACCUGGAGAGCAUGUUUCUCGUAUACGCCGGCCGCUGGCACAGAUCAGCCUGGAGGCUAUUCUUCUUGCAUGGCACAGCACAGCGACCUCUUCACCAAGGCUUUUGAAUGGGGAGGCUAUUCUGGCUUUUGUCAGAUGGCCACAAAUUCCUCCAAAUUUUCACACAUAAUUACACUGGAUGUUGGCAGUGUGGGCCAUUGAGAGGUGGAUGGUUUAGCACAAUAACAAUUGAUUACUUUCACUGUCAAUUGCUUCCUUGAUGGAUUGUUUUGUCUGUAACAUGCCAGAGAAUUGUGAUUGGCAUUGCCCAAAACCCAAAAUGAUGCCCUCACGUUUGUUAUAAACCUCCCAAAUAUAUUCAGGCUGAUAAGUAAACCAGAACAACAAAAUAUUCAAAUUUCCUGAGAUGGAACUACUUAAUUAAAAUGAAUGGUUGAAAUAUAGUUUUUUAUUAUCCUUAGGUUCAGCUACGCUUUAUGGUAGGUCAGAGGAUGGUUGUGAACGUCAGGCUUAAACAUUCACUUUGGCACACAAUGAUCAAUGGAGCUACUUUUUUACAUUUAGAUAUUUGUACAUCUGAAAUAUUUGUUUUAUAUUUAAUCUCAUCAGACAUCUUUCAAAUAAGACCGAUUCCAUAUGCAGUGUAAUUUUUGUUAAAUGAAAUUCACCUUGCUGCCAGACACUAAAUUAGGUCCUGGUUACCCUUUCUAUAUGCGUGCCCCAUUAAGAUCAUGUCAGACAGAUAAAGCCCACUAGCUAGUCAAGCCCAUCACACUCAAUUAAAUCAUAUGGCAAUCAUUAGUGUACAUCUGGGCCAGAGCUAACCUGACUUUCGCCAGAUCCUGUAGUUCGCUGUCUGCUUCACACAAGGAUCUGGGACUUCUCGAUAUGAGAUGUAUUUCUGAAGGCGGGUCCUUGUAAAACAUCCUCGCAUGUGAUUUGAUAAACCACUUGCCUGUUAUCUUGAAUGACGUGCUAGGUUUCUUCAAGCUCUUGCCAAACCCGGUCGGAAGAAGAGUAAAAACAUCCUUGCCACCAAUAAAUGUCUUCAAACCUAUUCUCUGUUAAUCUUUUAAAGAAUGAAUACUCGAUAGAUUCGACAAAACGGUUGAAAUAGCAGAAUCAAUGUCAGCACAAGACUCCUCGCUGCGUGCCGCCAUUGUUAUUUGAAUCAAACACUCGCUUCGGCGCUCCUGAUUGGUUGCUCAUUUUUUGAUCACUGGCACAGGGGUUUGGAUUGCCCUCGCGUCCAGACCCUUGUGUGGAGCUAAGCGAAACGCCUCUGGUGGAGCAUGGCGGAACUACAAGGGUCUGGCGAGAGUCAGGUUAGGCCAGAGCGGUAGAUAAAACAGAGUGGUGACACUCCCAUAGACCUCCAUAGGAAAAAAUGGCAGCGCUUUUUCCAGGCUAUUUCCUCGUUGUGGGGCUUUUGGAACUGUUUACAGCCAAUCUCUUGGUCAGUAGUCGAUGAGUGAAAUGAUUACACCUUCCAGCAUCAGAAGUACAUCCCACCCUCCUGCGAUUCAGCCAUUCAGCACAGGUUUUUUGGAACUUUUGAUCGUGGCGGCAACAUCAAAGAGUGUCGCAACUCUCCUUUUCUAUGGCUCUGAUCUGGGCCUUUGGAUUAAGCAAAGGUUUAUGUGAACAGCAGAGAGGGCCAAGAUCACCAAACAAUAUAGCUUCAUUUAUUAUAAGACACUGGUUGGAUUAUAGAGGAAAAUAUCAAUGUGCAGUGGGCUCACAUUAGACAAGUAUCCAGUGAACUGCACCUGCAGAACUAUGCUUAAUGCCUCCAAUGCAGCAGUUGCACCAUCUAGUGAGCAAGUGGAAACACUACACAGCAAUACAGCGCUAAAGAAUGCACCUGCAUCAUCUAACUUUCCCGCCAAGCCGGUGAUGCCUGGUUAUCAGAUGAGCUCACUCCGGCUGCACCACAUCGUGAACGUCACCUUUAUCAUGUUUUGUGCAAGAAGUGUCAAUGACACUAUGUAAGAAUGUAUACUUUGUUGCUUGCUGCUGAAUGGAAUUAUUAAUACAUGCUCAGUUAUUUGCCAUUCCCUUA